AUGUCAAUCUCCACCGUGCGCAAACGCAUAAUCAUUGCGGUAACAGGGGCAACCGGAGCACCGCUGGCAGUCAGCCUCCUCGAGAACCUCCGUCGGCUAGAUGUCGAAUCCCAUCUAAUAAUGUCCAAAUGGGGAGCUGCCACCUUGAAAUAUGAACUAGAUCCACCUCACAACACACCUAGUUACCUGCAAUCGCUUGCCCAUACAACCUACGCACCGCGCGACGUCUCCGCCUCUAUAUCCUCAGGCUCCUUCCGAACAGACGGCAUGAUUGUCGUCCCAUGCAGCAUGAAGACUCUGGCCGGUAUCCGAAUGGGAUACGAUGAUGAUCUCAUCACUCGCGCAGCUAGCGUAACCCUCAAGGAACGAAGAAGACUUGUGCUUGUGGCGAGAGAGACUCCCUUGAGUUCCAUCCAUUUAGAAAAUAUGCUGCGGUUGACACAUGCUGGUGCUGUUUUAUUUCCUCCUGUGAUGGCAUUCUAUACCCGGCCGAAAAAUAUACAAGAGAUGGUGGAGCAGAGUGUGACUAGGAUAAUUGAUUUGCUAGAUUUGGGAAUUGAGAGCCACAGUGAGCAGGGUGAACGAUGGACGGGGUUUCAAUGGGAGGCGAAGAAAAGACAGGCCAAGGGGUAG
Aspergillus udagawae is the source of this 633-nucleotide messenger RNA. Its product is annotated as UbiX family flavin prenyltransferase. The record is from RefSeq and is a predicted model, not a curated record. Gene Ontology annotation, molecular function: carboxy-lyase activity. Bases 1 to 633 code for a protein of 210 amino acids. The transcript has a single exon. Lineage: Eukaryota; Fungi; Ascomycota; Eurotiomycetes; Eurotiales; Aspergillaceae.